This is a messenger RNA of Drosophila melanogaster (fruit fly), 4026 nucleotides long. RefSeq names its product neprilysin 1 (gene Nep1). The record is from RefSeq and is marked reviewed. Gene Ontology annotation, cellular component: plasma membrane. Lineage: Eukaryota; Metazoa; Arthropoda; Insecta; Diptera; Drosophilidae. The transcript has 10 exons. The coding region runs from base 1105 to 3654 and encodes 849 amino acids. Gene Ontology annotation, biological process: proteolysis. Gene Ontology annotation, molecular function: metalloendopeptidase activity; metallopeptidase activity.
AAGGCGGCGGCACUCCCCCUCUUCAGACAACGUCACGCCCACGAAGAAGUGGAGGAGCAACAAAAACAAGCAGUAAAAUUGGCUUAGCAUCUUUCCGGGCGGUGGAAAAACUUGUCACGAGAUUAGAAACGAGGUUUACCGAAAAACGGGGUUAAAACGUGAAAAACAGAACGAAAUGCCAGCUCAAAAGAAAUCUAGGAAAUAAUAAACACGAAAGAAAAACAAAUUGACAAGUGUGCUAGUCGCGCAAGGUGGCAAGGCUAUCAGCUCAGCUGGCAGCCCUAACACAUGGGGCAGCCAAAAAAAACCCGUUUCCACCGCCAGUUGGCGGUAUUUUUAAAUAGCAUCUUCGAUGGCAUCAGUUUUAGAUUUGCAGGUGCCUAAAUCAGCGCAUUGCCACUCAACAAGUGUUCACUUCGCCCAAUCGAGCUUUCUGCCUCAAAAAGCUCUGUUUUAACCGGCCCGGCAAACUAAGCGAUUAAAAAAUGGUUUAGUCGCACGCCAAACACGCAAAAGGAAUAAGCGUUGGCAAGGGAAGCAUUUUGAAUAUCCUGUCCAAGAAUAAAACGAGAAACUUACACACAACUUAAAAUUGCAAUAAAUAAUUAACACCCCUGAAUUCGUUUCGUGUGGUCACUCAGUUUUUGUUCCUAAGAGUUUCGGUUAAAAUUUGUGCUUAUCGAGGUUCUCCUCGUUGCUUUUUGGCUGCCAUAUGGCGCCCAAGGAGCCACAAUCCGCAAAUGUCAAUAGUGAAAAAAGGAAUAGCUGAAACGCACAUGCCAAAAGUUUUGCGCCAAAACUAAAGUUCCAGGUAACCGGUAGCUGGGAGUAGUUGUCCAUUUGGGAAUUUAUGUAUGGGAGCAGGAGCCGGAACAUUGGAAGUGCCUAACUUUGAUUUGUGGUAGGAACACACGCUACUGCACUGGAAAAAAUCAAGCGCCUGAAAAUGGCAUCGAGGCUGAUGUUGCCAGCGUCGCCGGCGCUGUCUCUCUAACUGCGAACGGUACGCCGUCCGCUGAACCGCUGAUACGCCGCACCGCUGCACCGCUUCACCUGUCCGCCGAUCGCUGAGCGGUCCACAAAUCAGGCGCCCCAUAGUAGAAGAUGUCGCAGCAACAUGAGGCAACAGCGGCGGCCGCGGAGAAGCCGCUAAAUAACGGCUACCUGCAGGCGAAUGCGCCGCUGGAGGAGCUGAGUGCCACGGUGGUGUCGCCACUCCUGGGACAGCAACAGGUGCAGCACCAGGCGCCACAUCAGAUGCAGCAGCAACAGCAGCAGCAGCAGCAGAACAAGCUGCCCACUGUCGUUUUCCUGGCGCCCGACGGCAGCGGAGGCGUGGGAAUCCAGCGAGGAAAUCCAGCGCAGGGCAAUCCCGGCAUGGUAACGGGCACCGGCAGCCACAGCGACUGGCUGCUCAAGGAGUCGCAGCAGCGGCGCCGCCUGCUCGUCCUGGCCAUCGCCUUUACCGUUCUGGGCGCGGCCAUCGGGGCACUGGCCAUCUACUUCGCCAGCGUCCAUCAGCGUUGCCAUCUGUAUCGCCUGGAGCCAGACAACGAUGACAGACCGAACGGCAGGUGGAACCAGGAUUCGGGAUCCGCCCACGAGGGGCAGGAUAACAUUUGCAUGACCCAGGAGUGCGUGAGAACAGCCGCCUCCCUGCUCUCGGCCAUGGACCUCAACUCCGAUCCCUGCGAGGACUUUUUCCAGUACGCGUGCGGCACGUGGAACAAGAUGCAUCCCAUUCCCGAGGACCGCAGCUCCAUCAGCACGUUUGAGGUCCUGUCCGAUCAGCAGCAGGUUAUCCUGCGCGCAGUUCUGGAGGAACCCAUCGAUGAACGCGACAACAAAGCCACCAUAAAGGCCAAAACCUUCUUCAAGAGCUGCAUGGAUAUUCCUCAAAUCCGCAAAAUCGGAACGGGUCGACUCAAGCAGGUACUGCAAUCCCUGGGCGGCUGGCCGGUCAUCGAGCGGAACUGGAGUCCGCCGGCGGAUCUCUCCGUGGAGCGGCUAAUGGGUCAGCUCCGACUGAACUACAGCGAGCCGGUGAUGAUCGAGCUGUACGUGGGCGCCGACGACAAGAACAGCUCGGUGAACAUCCUGCAGAUGGACCAGCUGCAGUAUGCCCUGCCCUCGAGGGACUACUACCUGAAGGAGAGCAGUGCGAACGACCGAAGGGCCUACCAUCGGUAUAUGACACAGGUGGCGCUGCUCCUGGGAGCGGAUCCGGCCACCGCCGCCGCGGAACUGGAGAAAGUUGUGCUCUUCGAGACGCAGCUAGUGAAUGUUUCCUUGCCGGAGGCGGAUCGUCAUGACACUAGCCUGGUCUAUCGUAAGAUGUUGCUGCCCGAGCUGCAGGAACUGGUGCCCGAGGUGCAGUGGCAGGAGUAUCUACAGGCAGCUCUGGGUCCGGGGAUUCCCCUGCAGGAGGACGAGCCGCUGGUCACCUACGGGCUGCACUAUCUCACCGAAAUGGGCAAGAUACUGGCGCACACCGAUCGCCGUGUGGUGCACAACUAUAUGCUGUGGCGCCUGGUCAUGUCCUUGAUGUCACACAUGAUCGAUGAGUAUCAGCGUGAGCGGGUGGAGUUCCGCAAGAUCCUAAUGGGCAUCCAGUCGGAGAGGACACGCUGGUCACAGUGCGUCGAGUGGACUAACAAGAAGCUGGGUGUCGCCGUGGGAGCCCUCUUCAUCCGGGACAACUUCAAUCAGGAGAGCAAGGAGGUGGCCCUCGAGAUGAUCCACACUAUACGUGCGGCGUUCAACGAGCUUCUGGCCGAGAACGAUUGGAUGGACGACGAGACGCGGGCGGUGGCCAAGGAGAAGGCGGACUCGAUGAACGAGCGGAUUGGUUAUCCGGAGCUGCUCACCAAUGCCACCGAGCUGGAGCAGGAGUACGUGAAUCUAACAAUUGUCCCCGACAACUUCAUCAACAAUGUCCUUAGCAUUCUGCAAUGGGAGUCGGAGAAGAUGCUGCGACUUCUUCGCCAGCCGGUGGACAAGGAAAAGUGGACCACCGAACCGGCGGUGGUGAAUGCCUUCUACAACCCGAAUAAAAACGAUAUAGUAUUUCCUGCUGGCAUCCUGCAGCCGCUAUUCUACAGCCAGCACUUUCCCAAGUCCUUGAAUUACGGCGGAAUCGGAGUGGUCAUUGGCCACGAGAUUACCCACGGAUUCGACGACAAGGGCAGGCAGUUCGACAAGGAGGGCAACAUGAUGCAGUGGUGGAACAAUGCCACCAUCGAGGCCUUUCGCGAACGGACGCAGUGCGUCAUCGAUCAGUACUCGCGCUACAAGAUUAACGAGGUGGACAUGUUCAUGGACGGACGGAUGACGCAGGGCGAGAACAUCGCCGACAACGGCGGUCUAAAACAGGCUUUCAGGGCCUACAAGAAAUGGGAGACCUUACAUGGGCGGGAGCAGCAGCUGCCCGGCCUGAACAUGACCCACGAUCAGCUGUUCUUUCUCAACUACGCCCAAAUCUGGUGCGGAUCCAUGCGGCCGGAGGACGCUCUGACCAAGAUCCGCUCCGCGGUCCACUCGCCCGGAUUCGUUCGUGUCCUGGGACCACUUUCGAAUUCUCGCGACUUUGCCAGCGCCUACAAAUGCCCACUGGGCAGCACCAUGAAUCCGGCGGAAAAGUGCAGCGUGUGGUAGUCCGCCGCGGCCGUCGAUGUUUUUUUUUUAUAUAUUUAUAUCGCAUACUAUAUAGUAUUUACAUAUCGAUAUACACCAUACGAGUACUGUAGAUCACCUGCGGCAACAGCAAACCAACCUACCAACCAGGACGAUAAGAUUGACGACCAGCCAAUCUGGGCUGUUCCAAUUUUUUGUGUAUUUCCUCGUUUUACUUUCCGUUCAUUAUGGCGCUGCAAUGCAUAUGUACUUUAUACCUGGCUAUAUAGAAUUAUAGUGUGUUUGUAGUUGUACACGAGUGCGCUAUCCGAGUAGCCCACAAAAUGCCCCGGAUCCGCACUUUUCACACACCUCCUUACCGACAUUAUAUUCGUGAAUAAAGAACAAGUACGG